Molecule: messenger RNA, 648 nt
Organism: Iphiclides podalirius (scarce swallowtail)
Lineage: Eukaryota; Metazoa; Arthropoda; Insecta; Lepidoptera; Papilionidae
Source: the annotation of a GenBank genome assembly
AUGGAACGAUCUCAAGACGAGCUCAUGAACUCGAACGACAGCAUCCGGGAGUCGCAAGGUAAGCGCGAACACGUUGCGGCCCGCCGCGCCCCCACACCCCUACCUGUCUCCCUACCCUCCUACGUGCAACACGCUGCGUUGCCACGCCCUCGCCACUGGCCCACUUGCCUCGCCGCGAACGGACAACCAUCCUCCAUAGAUCUAAAAUGCGCGCACAUAUAUGCCAAAACCCCCUUUCCACUAACCCGCGGGUACCUAAAGAGCGAACGAGACGCCAAUAGCGGGCGCGAGGAGGAGAAGUACGAUCUGAAAGAGAGAAAGAGACUUAAGAGGAUGCUGAAGAAGGCCACGAUACGGGGCCAGAAGCACAAGAAGAAGAGGGAGGCGGGCGCGUGUGGCGGGGGAGGCCCCGCAGCGGACAAGGACAGGAAGUACCUCUGUUCCAUUUGCAAAAAGAAGCAGUACAAGUAUAGGAGGAACAAGCUGAGGCACGAGAAGUACGAAUGCGUCACCGGCCCACAGUUCGCCUGCGACAAGUGCGGCAAGAGAUACUCGCAGAAAAAGACUCUCACCUCCCACAUCACGCAAAAGCACCCCAACUGGGCCAGAGACAGAGACAGAGAGAUGUGCAAAUUGACAGCGCUCGAU